Molecule: messenger RNA, 1182 nt
Organism: Anolis sagrei ordinatus
Lineage: Eukaryota; Metazoa; Chordata; Lepidosauria; Squamata; Anolidae
Gene: PCBD2
Product: pterin-4 alpha-carbinolamine dehydratase 2
Biological process (GO): tetrahydrobiopterin biosynthetic process
Molecular function (GO): 4-alpha-hydroxytetrahydrobiopterin dehydratase activity
Source: RefSeq, a predicted model, not a curated record
GCCUGGAGGGCUCUUGCCAGCCAUGCUGCGCAUCGUCGGGGGCGGGAGAGCCCUGCUCCGGAUCCUGCGCGCGGGUCAAGUCGAGUUGGCCGGGCGCAGCGCGAGGAGGAAGCUCUCCGCCAUGUCUUCACAGGCUCAUUGGUUGACCACAGAAGAAAGGAACCAAGUUUUAUACGAUCUCAAAGCUACUGGUUGGUCUGAGCUCACAGAAAGAGAUGCCAUAUACAAGGAAUUCAUCUUCAAAUCAUUCAAUCAGGCAUUCGGUUUUAUGACUCGGAUUGCUCUUCAGGCUGAAAAAAUGAAUCAUCACCCUGAGUGGUUUAAUGUCUACAAUAAGGUCCAAAUAACUCUCAUUUCCCAUGACUGUGGUGGGCUGUCGAAGCGAGAUGUCAAACUGGCUCAGUUUAUUGACAAAGUGGCUGCGUCUGUCUAACCAGUGGAUGUUGAAAUCAGUGUUGAAGCAGCAUUUCCUUCCCUCUGUGUUAUAUGAGGCCAUCAUUCUCAUCUCUCUUUCUCUCUUACUUUCUGAAAUAUGUUGAUCCUCAAGUUCCCCCAUCGUUUCAAAGGCUGAAAUACAAGCAUAGAGAGAUUUGUUGGAUGUGCAGCAUAUUUGCAGACAAGACAUUUGGGCGAAGAAGAAUUAUGUGUGCUGAGCUCCUUGCUGCUUGUAUAACUGCAUAUGACUAUACACUAUAAUUACUAUACCAAUUGAUAAUUGUUUCCAGAGAGCAGAAGUUAAAAGCUAAAUCACUUGCUUCAUUCCUUUUAUUAAAGGCUGGCUUUUGUCCUUUCCAUUCUUUAGACCAUGAUUUAGACCAUGAACUUUUACCUUGGAGAUGUUUUGGACUCCUUAGCUAGGGGAAUCCCUAGCUAGCAUGACCUGUGCUAAUGACUUAUGGGUUUUGUAGUCCAAAAUAUUUUGUGGGCCAAAGGUUCCCCAUCCUCUGAUAUUUAGAGAUCUAUAUGACUCAGAUUCUAGACGUCUAAAGUGCCAUAUUCUCUGGUACUAGCCUAGUCUAGUUUUGACAUUUUGUAGGGAGUCUCUUCUCUUAUUCUGCUAUCCUCAUAUGUCCAUUUGGUUCUUAGUUAGGCUUCUUUCUAGGCUGUGGGAUCUCCCAUCCAAUAAAUUUUAGGCUCCCAGCUUCACAUCAUUGUAUUGUCCUCCUUCUACCAAGCAAAUAA